Molecule: messenger RNA, 1719 nt
Organism: Penicillium mononematosum
Lineage: Eukaryota; Fungi; Ascomycota; Eurotiomycetes; Eurotiales; Aspergillaceae
Product: ENTH domain protein
Exons: 5
Coding region: 1-1719 (572 amino acids)
Biological process (GO): clathrin-dependent endocytosis; vesicle budding from membrane; clathrin coat assembly
Cellular component (GO): clathrin-coated pit; clathrin-coated vesicle
Molecular function (GO): phosphatidylinositol-4,5-bisphosphate binding; clathrin heavy chain binding; 1-phosphatidylinositol binding
Source: RefSeq, a predicted model, not a curated record
AUGCCCGGGGGAUUCGAGAAGUCAGUAAAAGGGGCUACAAAGCUCAAGCUUGCGGCCCCUAAAUCCAAAUACAUAGAGAAUAUCCUCGUGGCAACUCAUACCGGCGAGGCAGGAGUCGCAGAGGUAUUCCGAACCCUCCAACUACGACUCCGAGACUCGGCAUGGACCAUUGUUUUCAAAGCGCUCAUAGUCCUCCAUCUCAUGAUCCGAGAGGGUCAACAGGAUGCUGCGCUGGGAUACUUGUCCGAUAACCCGAAGAAGAUCGCGCCCAGCAAUUUCUCUGAAGCCCAGUCCCAGGGACAUAAUAUCCGACGGUAUUCCGACUACCUUAUCGCGCGUGCCAGGGCGUUCGAGGCCACCAAGACCGAUCAUCUAUUGACGGAUGAGCCCGAGAACGAAAUCAGUCUGACCGCGUUCCGUCUCCUCACACUUGAUCUAUUGACUCUAUAUUCAGUCAUGAAUGAGGGCACGAUCAAUGUUUUGGAACACUACUUUGAGAUGUCGCGGCCGGAUAGCAUACGUGCCCUGGCGAUCUACAAGACGUUCACAAAGCAGACAGAAGAAGUGGUACAAUUUUUAGGAGUGGCAAGACAUUUCCAAUCUGCCACUCGCCUGGAGAUUCCAAAGCUCAAGCAUGCCUCUACGGACCUGGCGCGCCUUCUCGAGGAUGAUCUCAACGAUCCUGAUUUCGAUCUUCGCCGACGGGAGUACUUGGCCAAGAAAGGUGUACGUCUUCCACCCAGCAUGGAAGCCAGUGCGACCACAGAUGUAUCAAAGCCAACGUCGAACACACCGAUGUCGAACCCGUCAGCGUCAAACCCACCUAAGCAGGCCGAACAACCAAAGCCACCACCUGUGGACCUGAUCGACUUUUUCGAUUCAAUUGAGCAGAAUCAGCAGCCAAUGGCGCAACAGAACUCAAUGCAGUACCAGCAAACAGGGUUCCAACAGCAGCCACAGCAACCAUUCUAUCCCCAGCAGACUGGGUUCCAGCAGCAACCUCAGGCGAUUCAGCAGCAGCCCUUGGUAACUGGAUAUGGCCAGCCGACCCAAUAUGGAGCACCUUAUCAAGCACAAGACCCUAAUAAUCCAUUUGGGCAGCAGCAGCAACAACCACAGCAACAGCCGCCGCCACCGGCGCCGCUUCAAGCUAUGCCAACUGGCGCUGGAUUUGGAGGGUAUUCCCCCCAGCCACAGUCGUAUGGCUUCCAGUCGCAAUUGGCUCCUAUUCCGCAGGAAGGCAUUGCCGCUUUCCCUCAACAACAACAGCAAGCACCUCAGGCCUUGCAGCCCCAGCACACCAAUCCGUUCCGUCAAUCAAUGCUUAACUCUACCACGGGCGGUCAGCCACCCGCCGCUCCUCUAUCGCGACAGAACACGAACCCGUUCGCGAGACGACUAUCCACGGCAAACACGCAAUAUACUCCCUCAAACGAGCAAUUCCCGCCUACGCAACCACCACAAGCGCAGCCGAUCCAGCCUCAGCGGACGGGAACCAACCCUUUUGCGCGGGCCUCACCUGCUCCGCAGCAAGGUCUGCAACCCCCAGCAGCAGCCCCCUUGCGGCCUAACCCAACUGGUAGCACCAACCCUUUCCGACAGAGCCAGUUUAUCAAUCAGCAGACUGGACAAGGUUGGCAAAACACUCAGAGUGGUACAAUGGGUGGGUUAGAACAGCUGCCUACGGUCCCGGUAUUCCCGCGCCCCGGCGUGACCUAA